CACGGCCGCGGCACCGCAAAGCUGGCACGCCACUCGCGCCACGCUCGCGCCCGCCAUCCCUCGCAUGCCGGCCGGCUGCUCAGGUAAUAAACCAGCAGCGCUCGAUCACUUGAGAUGCGCGCGAUGCCCCCUUCACGCCGUCAUCACCCGCUGUAAACAGGGAGCGUGCGGCUGCCGUCACUGCGUCGCCUUUAGUUGGUGGUAAGGGCGAGGGGUGCGAGUCGGGUGUCGGGGGGUCGGGGGCGGCAUGGAGGGCGGCACGGUGUCGCCGAACCACAGCCGCAAGUCCCUGCAUUCGAGCUGCGAGGCGGUCGGCCUCGAGGUGCACAUGUGGCGAAAGCGGCACGGCUGCUCGGAAUGCGUCUACCUGAAUCCGGCGUCGACCAGCGGCAAGAAGGCGCACUUCUACCAAAUGCUGCUGCUGCCCUUCAUCCCGAUCGCCGCCCUGAUCGUGCAGAACUGCUUCUCCAUCGCCUCCAUCGCCGAUUCGCUACACGAGGCGUGCACCAUUCAGCAACAGAUUGACGAAACAGUCGACUCAUGCAAGCUGCUGACCGAAAUCCAGGAGAACCGGACUCUCGUGGUGCUCAACUCGUUGAGAAACGGAAUUGCCCUGAAGGAUGUGGAGGCUGACAUCCGCAACGCCUCCUUAACGGUGACCUCCAUGUUGGAGCAAAUGGAGGACCAGAUAAGAGACACAUCCACCAGCUCAAUAUGGAGGUACAUGGUGUCGUACAAGAACAUGCUGCGUGCCAUCGAGGACCGCUGCCUGGCCACAAUUUACUGCCUCUUCCUGCUUGGCUCCGGCGAGCUGUCCGUGUCCUCCAUGGCCAGUCUUAAAAGACACGACACCUUGGCCAGGGACUACCUCAGGGCGGCCAUCCACUUUCUCACGCAACCCAACACCCUGCCUGAUAUACCUGACAUAAUCAACGACAUCGUGGAUAUCGAGAGUGCGAGCACUCCGCGUGCAGUCAACAUUUCCGCGGCCGAGGAAUUCUACAAACGCGCCACGCAUUACCAUAAAGAGCUGCGGAAUUUCCAGAACACCAUCAGGGACUAUAUUACUUCUCAGGUGAAGAGCGACAUCCGGACAGCGAGCCACCACAAGUGGGUGGCGGUGGCUCUUCUCGUCACCGUGCUAGUAAUCUCGCCAGUCAUCAUCACGCUCGUGAUCAACGCGACCAACACGAUCCAGGCGUUUGCAAGCACUCUUGUGCAGCGCACCGUGCAGCUGCAGCGCGAGAAGCACAAAGGUGACACCCUGCUGCACCAGAUGCUGCCCAGACCGGUCAUCAAACACCUCAAGCAGCACAGACAGUGUUUUUGCCAGGUUCCAGCGGAGAGUUUCGAGAACGUGACUAUUUACUUCAGCGACGUCGUCGGCUUCACGCAGAUUUCGGCAGAGAGCUCUCCCAUGGAGGUGGUGGCGAUGCUGAACGCGCUCUACCACCUCUUCGACAGCCGCAUCGAGAAGUAUGAUGUCUACAAAGUCGAGACCAUCGGUGACGCUUACAUGGUCGUUUCGGGACUGCCGCAGCGAAACGGUGGGAAGCACGCGGGCGAGAUUGCGACGAUGAGCCUCGAUUUGCUGAGUGCGCUGAACCGAUUUGCGAUUCCGCAUCGGCCGGCGCAGUUUUUCAACGUGCGCAUCGGCAUCAACUCGGGCCCGGUGGUGGCCGGCGUCGUCGGCACCACCAUGCCGCGCUACUGCCUCUUUGGCGACACCGUCAACACCGCCAGCAGGAUGGAGUCCACGGGCGAACCGAUGAAAAUCCACAUUUCGCAAACGACCAAAGAGGAGUUGGACGCUCUCGGUGGAUACGAAAUGGAGUACAGAGGCGAGACCGACAUCAAGAAAGAGCAUCAACAAGUCUGGUUGCAGGGCAAGGGCACGCUGAGCACGUACUGGCUGCACGGACGCGUGGACGGGCUGCCGCGGCCGUCGAUCGACGAGCCGCCCAUUCUGCUCGCCCCCAUGGAGAGGCUGCCAGAGUUCUUGGAGCUCCUGCUGCCCAGCGUCACCGACGAGGAGGACGCAAUCGACCUCCACUUCCUGCACAAUCCGAAACUGUCCAACGCCAGCGCCAGCAUUAGGCUCUCUGCUCUAACCACGGAAUCCGCCAAUCAACUAGGUUUUAUUAAAAAAAAUCUCAGAGACAAUUAUUGACCGUUUGCGUAAAAUGUUUCCAAUUCGAAUUUGAAUUUAUUAAAUUUUAAAGAUUAAAAAAAUUUAAUCUGAUAUUUAAACUUUUUGAUUUUUUACACCGGGGGUUGGAUUUACGCGAUGCGCAGAUAUGGCGUCUGGUAGAGUCCAGCGGGAAAAUUACAAACGUAAAUAAAACUGGCUUGGAAAAUUUAUCAUGAAAAUAAUGAAUAGUUUUGUUGUUAUUUCUUUAGCUGACAGCUGAUUAGCCCGGUAAUUGGUGAAUCGACCGUUAGAUGGCCCGUCACGCUAAUGGAAAUGUAACAAAAUGCGCGGUUAUGAAAUUAUGAGGUCGGCACACCUCUUUUCUGACGCUUCUGAUUGGCCGCUGGACUGUCUCCUGAUUGGCCUCCAUUAUUUCGACGCCAAAUUUACUUCUGACAGUUCUAUCCGGUGGGAACUAAAGCAAUCGCAAUCCGGACCCCCGGAGGGAAUUACGACUGAGCAGAAGGUUUUAGUUUGAGUCGCGCAUGCGCAGUGACGCGUUUUGGCUUCUAAUUGACAUGAAGAAGCGAUCUGAACGUACUGCGCAUGCUUAAGAUGCGCACAAGUUUACUGCGCAGCUUCCAAAUUGGCGAAUUUUUUAAGCUUACCGAUAUUUUUGUUUUUAUUCCUUUACUAACAGCUGAUUAGCCCGGUAAUUGGUGAAUCGACCGCUGGAAUGAAAUCAUUUGGUCGGCGCGCCUCUUUUUCAACGCUUCUAAUUGGCCGCAGGACUGUCUCCUGAUUGGCCUCCAUUAAUUUUUUACUUCUGACCGGCGGGAAACCAACACAGAUCGCAACCUGGCCCCCGGUGAAUUUUUAAAUGAACAUUGCGGAACGCGGAGUCAUUUUUUUCGUGAUGAUUCACGAAAACUGAAUAAUUCCAAAUCUCUGAAACUGAAAAUUGGUGUCUGAAAAUGAUCUUUUUACACACAGAGGUUGUUGAUUAAUUGUGGAACCAAGCCUCACAUUUGGCAUGUAUUUUAUUUGUUAAUACUUAUUUAAAAUGAAAAAUUAAAAUUUUGCAAGGCUUGGUUCAUAGAUGGUUAAUUAGUGUUUCAUCAACGCCAAAUUUGCAAUAAAAUUAUUGUUUCCCAGAAAUCUAUAGUGUUCAAAGCUGCUGACAGAUGUGAACUUACCGCCAAUUUAAUAAGGACAAUUUUCUUUUUGAAGUUUGGAUUAGAUACAUUUGAAUUUUAAAGUUGUCGAAAUUGCAAAUCAAAACCAAAAAAUUGUUAGUUGUUUUACUGUCCGAAAAUACUGUUAGAAUUAAGGUAUGAAUUGUGAAUCAGUGUAUUUGCAAGAAACAGUUGAAAAAUUCGUAAUUGGUGAAUGAUGCAAACGCCUUACAAGAGAGAAAAAUGUUACGACUGUUUAUUUGGUUAAAAUCUUUGAAAUCAAAAUGUGAAUUUCUUCCAGUGACGUGAUAUUAAAUCCCUAGUCUAUGUAUACUCUAAUUCCAUUCCUUGGUUGAAAUGUUCCUAAAAUUUAGAGUAAUUUAGAGCGAAUCGAAUGGAUUUUUCCCUGUUCGAAUAUGGUUAGUGUUCGGCCUCAAUAUGUGCAAAGUCUGGAUAGCCAAUAAACACAAUUAUUGACGAGUUGAUUGUACGAAAAAA
This is a messenger RNA of Cloeon dipterum, 3804 nucleotides long. RefSeq lists its product as uncharacterized. Lineage: Eukaryota; Metazoa; Arthropoda; Insecta; Ephemeroptera; Baetidae. Bases 248 to 2170 code for a protein of 640 amino acids. The record is from RefSeq and is a predicted model, not a curated record. Gene Ontology annotation, cellular component: plasma membrane. Gene Ontology annotation, molecular function: peptide receptor activity; guanylate cyclase activity; adenylate cyclase activity. The transcript is spliced from 11 exons. Gene Ontology annotation, biological process: intracellular signal transduction; receptor guanylyl cyclase signaling pathway; cGMP biosynthetic process.